Messenger RNA from Meriones unguiculatus (Mongolian gerbil), 1047 nucleotides. RefSeq names its product succinate dehydrogenase complex iron sulfur subunit B (gene Sdhb). NCBI's taxonomy places the organism in Eukaryota, Metazoa, Chordata, Mammalia, Rodentia, Muridae. The coding region runs from base 97 to 921 and encodes 274 amino acids. Gene Ontology annotation, molecular function: electron transfer activity; 2 iron, 2 sulfur cluster binding. The transcript is spliced from 8 exons. Gene Ontology annotation, biological process: respiratory electron transport chain; tricarboxylic acid cycle; aerobic respiration. Gene Ontology annotation, cellular component: mitochondrial membrane. The record is from RefSeq and is a predicted model, not a curated record.
GCGGCUAGCGGACUUGAGGGUGAGACGCCCGCUUCCCACCGCGGUGUUCGACGGGAUGCCGGAGGGUAGAGGGUGGGGCUGACGUUAGGAGGCAAGAUGGCGGCGGCGGUCGUGGUCUCCUUGAGGCGCGGCUUCCCGACAACCGCUCUCAGCAGAGUCAGCCUGCAGGUCCAGGCCUGCCGAGGGGCACAGACAGCGGCUGCUGCAGCUCCCCGAAUCAAAAAAUUUGCCAUUUACCGAUGGGACCCAAACAAGACUGGAGACAAACCUCGAAUGCAGACUUACGAGGUUGAUCUGAAUAAGUGUGGAUCUAUGGUGUUGGAUGCUUUAAUCAAAAUUAAGAAUGAAAUUGAUUCCACUCUGACUUUCCGAAGAUCAUGUAGAGAAGGAAUCUGUGGCUCUUGUGCCAUGAACAUCAAUGGAAACAACACUCUGGCUUGCACAUGCAGGAUCGACAUGAACCUCAGCAAAGUGUCAAAAAUUUACCCUCUUCCACACAUGUAUGUGAUGAAGGAUCUAGUCCCUGAUAUGAAUAACUUCUAUGCACAGUACAAAUCCAUCGACCCUUAUCUGAAGAAGAAGGACGAGUCUCAGGAGGGCAAGCAGCAGAAUCUGCAGUCCAUCAAGGACCGCGAGAAGCUGGACGGAUUGUAUGAAUGUAUCCUGUGUGCCUGCUGCAGCACCAGCUGCCCCAGCUACUGGUGGAAUGGAGACAAGUACCUGGGGCCUGCAGUUCUCAUGCAGGCCUAUCGCUGGAUGAUCGACUCCAGAGAUGAGUUCAAAGAGGAGCGCCUGGCCAAGCUGCAGGACCCUUUCUCUCUCUACCGAUGCCACACCAUCAUGAACUGUACAAAGGCCUGCCCCAAGGGUCUGAAUCCAGGGAAAGCGAUUGCCGAAAUCAAGAAGAUGAUGCUGACCUAGAAGGAAAAGAGGGCGUUGGCCUAACCCUCUCCAUGCUGAAUGUGGCUGUCAGUUCUGACUUGAGUCCCUUCAGGCUCCUGGAUUUUCCAUGAAUACAGCAUGUAUAAUAAAUAUUUUAAGAAAUAA